This is a messenger RNA of Penicillium angulare, 366 nucleotides long. RefSeq lists its product as uncharacterized. Lineage: Eukaryota; Fungi; Ascomycota; Eurotiomycetes; Eurotiales; Aspergillaceae. The coding region runs from base 1 to 366 and encodes 121 amino acids. The transcript has 2 exons. The record is from RefSeq and is a predicted model, not a curated record.
AUGCCUCUUUUGAGCCUCGAACGUCAUUUCCAAGCGGGCAAACAGGCAAGGGGAGCAAAAUCCCAUGAGGCUCCGUCAACACCAAAUUUAACCAACGCCUUAAGGAUAUGUGCUCAAUUGAAAGAUGUUGUCAUACGAGUUUUCAUUGGUGAUACAGUGUAUGUUGAUCCUUGCCGGGAGCGUGACAAGGCUGAUGUCAGCCCACAAGAUCUUCAAGGUUUGAGUCCAAAGCCCACCAAAGCCAACAUUCGCUUUAUUCGAUCAGUGGAGAACCAAGCUGGGUCACGGUGUGUUAAGAAAAGACAAGACCAGAUAAGGCUGCACAGCGCAUCGAGAUUAGAGCCGGUUUACGAGAUUGUUGAAUAG